GAGGCGACUGGAACACUAGUUGUGGUCGACGGGACAUUCUGUAUCAGUUACUACAAACAUACAUCUGGAAGCCUGUUGCAAACACAAAAUUGAGAGAAGACUGCUCUCUGCCAAGAGGAACAUUUUUGCUUGAGUUGGAGGAAUAAGAACUGUUUGCUAAUAUUGUAGACUGAGUGUGCACCACCAUGGGAAAGAAGCCAAGGAAAGCCGAUCAUCGGUCUAAAGAAGAGCUGCAGCUGCAGGCGAUUGGCGACAUAAUUGGUGAGCUGAUCGACGCACACCGGCAAAAGAAGGAUGUAAAUCUCAGCCGGAUGAAGACGAGGAUCUCGUCCCACUACGGCUUGGACUCGUCGCCUCGCCUGGUGGACAUCAUCGCGGCCGUGCCCCAGCAGUAUCGCACCGUCCUAGUGCCCAAGCUCAAGGCAAAGCCCAUCCGAACGGCCAGUGGGAUUGCGGUGGUGGCGGUGAUGUGCAAGCCGCACCGCUGCCCGCACAUCAGCAUGACGGGCAACAUCUGCGCGUACUGUCCGGGCGGGCCCGACUCCGACUUCGAGUACUCCACGCAGUCGUACACGGGGUACGAGCCGACCAGCAUGCGCGCCAUCCGGGCCAGGUACAACCCGUACCUGCAGACCCGGCACCGGGUGGAGCAGCUGAAGCAGCUGGGUCACAGCGUGGACAAGGUCGAGUUCAUCGUGAUGGGCGGCACGUUCAUGGCUCUGCCGGAGGACUAUCGCGACUUUUUCAUCCGAAAUCUGCACGACGCCUUAUCAGGACAUACGAGCGGCUCCGUCCAGGAGGCGGUGCAGUACUCCGAGCGCAGUCGCACUAAGUGCAUCGGCAUCACGAUCGAGACGCGGCCCGACUACUGCCUGCGCCGCCACCUCAGCGACAUGCUGCUGUACGGCUGCACGCGGCUGGAGAUUGGCGUCCAGUCGGUGUACGAGGACGUGGCGCGCGACACCAACCGCGGCCACACGGUGCGCGCCGUCUGCGAGAGCUUCCAGAUGAGCAAGGACGCCGGCUUCAAGGUGGUGGCGCACAUGAUGCCCGACCUGCCCAACGUCGACCUCGAGCGCGACAUACAGCAGUUCGUGGAGUUCUUCGAGAACCCGCAGUUCCGCGCCGACGGUCUCAAGAUCUACCCGACGCUGGUGAUCCGCGGCACGGGCCUGUACGAGCUGUGGAAGACGGGCCGCUACCGCAGCUACCCGCCCAGCGCGCUGGUGGACCUGGUGGCGCGCGUGCUGGCCCUGGUGCCGCCCUGGACCCGCGUCUACCGUGUCCAGAGGGACAUACCCAUGCCGCUGGUCUCGUCGGGCGUCGAGCACGGUAACCUGCGUGAGCUGGCGCUGGCGCGCAUGCGCGACCUGGGCACCACGUGCCGCGACGUACGCACCCGCGAGGUCGGCAUCCAGGAGAUCCAUCAUAAGGUCCGGCCCUACCAGGUGGAGCUGAUCCGCCGUGAUUACGCGGCCAACGGCGGCUGGGAGACAUUCCUCUCGUACGAGGACCCCGACCAGGACAUCCUGGUGGGCCUGCUCAGGCUCCGCAAGUGCUCGGCCGAGACGUUCCGGCCGGAGAUGAAGACAGCCACGUCGGUGGUGCGCGAGCUGCACGUGUACGGCUCGGUGGUGCCCGUCUCCAGCCGCGACCCGACCAAGUUCCAGCACCAGGGCUUCGGCACGCUGCUGAUGGAGGAGGCGGAGCGGAUCGCGCGCGACGAGCACGGCGCGGCCAAGAUCUGCGUCAUCUCCGGGGUCGGCACGCGCAACUACUACCGCAAGCUCGGCUACGAGCUGGAUGGGCCGUACAUGUCCAAGUCGCUGAGCUGAGACGCCUCCGGCUGCCGGCGCGCCGUGCCGCCCCGCUCACGCACGCAGGCCGGCGGCGCGCGUCCUGCCGCGGUGGGCCGCUGGAGUUCGCCCCGCCGUGGAACUUCCGCAGAGCGGCGGAGGCGCAGGGUGAUCAGUGCAACGUCUGUGAUUGAGCUGCCCUGAUCGAUUGCCACCGCUCGCCUCUGUGCGCAGCACAUGAUGUGGUUGGGUGGAAGGCGCGUGUUUUCGAACUGCGCGUCUGUUUGACGCGGGGUACGCUGUGAGCAUCGGUGGACAUGUCGCUGUGGCACGGGCCCCGAAUAUCGAUGUGCGGUGUUUGUUACCUAUGUAUGAAAUGCAAACUUGACGGCGCUUCGUUGAUAGAUUGGUGCGGACUGAUGGUUUACUGGAAGCUGGCCGUAUGCAUGUUAUUUAAUUGCACCUGGCGUGUAGUGACAUGCGAUGCCAUUAAUUGUAAAGUGACAGCUCAUACUGACUUUCCCGACAGAUUACGUGGAGCCAGUUGCGUGCGCAAUGGAGUGAGGUGUUUGCUAUGUGCAAAACAAACAUUGCCCCGCCUGCCCAAUAGGUGCCCGCAGUCUGGGCCCCAUAUCCCCAGCGGCGGUCAUGGCCGUGCUGUUACUCUCGCAUGUUCCUCGCCUUUCCAGUGGUGCGAAAACAUACUUUGCGCCUCCUUUGUGUCAGGCGAUAGCCCCAAGUUGGCGAUUGUUAUCUUCUGCAUCUGCGCACUAGUGCAAAUAGAGUCGACCCCGGAGCGACGUUCGCAUCAAACUUGGCCGUGGCAUGAAAUGACAGUCGCUAGACGGGCGCGCUAAGACUGGAUAUGUGUCAGGAUCUGGUGCUGACUUGCGACAAUAAACCCGUCCUCCGGCG
Molecule: messenger RNA, 2711 nt
Organism: Pollicipes pollicipes
Lineage: Eukaryota; Metazoa; Arthropoda; Thecostraca; Pollicipedomorpha; Pollicipedidae
Gene: Elp3
Product: elongator complex protein 3
Exons: 12
Coding region: 186-1835 (549 amino acids)
Biological process (GO): tRNA wobble base 5-methoxycarbonylmethyl-2-thiouridinylation
Cellular component (GO): elongator holoenzyme complex; nucleus; cytoplasm
Molecular function (GO): iron-sulfur cluster binding; acyltransferase activity, transferring groups other than amino-acyl groups
Source: RefSeq, a predicted model, not a curated record